AUGGCGUCUUUGUCUCUAGCAAAGGCUACUCUCGUUUCACUUGGUCUCUCGUGCAUUUUGUAUGGUUUCUCCAUCUUCAUGUUUGGCGUCACUAUUCGGGUACUCUGCCACCAUAGAAGCAAGAGAGACAUCAACCCUGUAUUACUUUCUGCCGCCUGUAUACUUCUGCUACUCACCAGCGCGCACAUCGCAACGUUUAUGCAGCGUGCGAUUGAGGGCCUGCUAGACCAUUCUCCCCCCUCUACGUGGCUCGGAGAGAGGAAUACAGCGACGUUUAUUAUUGACAUGGCCAUUGACGCUCUGCAGACUCUCAUCGGAGAUGCUGUACUGCCUGAAGUAAUGUUUGUCACCGCAUUCAGGAACGAUCAGCUGCAGAGCAGUCGCACUGGUUUGAUGGUUGCCUUCUUCUGCUGCUGUUUGCUCAUCAAUGUCAUUUGCACCUCUCUCUUGACUAUACGGCUCUGGAUGAUGCACAAGUCUAUGGUCACUAAGAAUCACUCACUUCUAUCAGCCAUUCACAUCAUCGUGGACGCGGGAUUUCUUUACACCAUCCUCCUUGUCACAACACUCAUUUCUUAUCUACUUGAGUCGAACGUGCUGACCAUCAUGUUGGGCGCAAACAUUCCGCUCAUUGCUGUCAUAUUUUACGGCGUCAUCACACGUGUAGGACUGCACGCCACCUUCGACGCGACUCAGGAUCUGGAGUCUCCCAAUAGUCAGGCCGAUCAUGUGCUGAGUACCAUCGUUCACUUUCCGAGCGAAGAUUUUGGCCAUCAGCAGGAAGAUAUAGAUCUCGAGAAACAGAUCAUCACAUUUGAGGAUCGGUUAAGGUGUCUGGACAUGGAUGGGACUUGA
Messenger RNA from Stereum hirsutum FP-91666 SS1, 855 nucleotides. RefSeq lists its product as uncharacterized. The transcript is spliced from 7 exons. The record is from RefSeq and is a predicted model, not a curated record. NCBI's taxonomy places the organism in Eukaryota, Fungi, Basidiomycota, Agaricomycetes, Russulales, Stereaceae. Bases 1 to 855 code for a protein of 284 amino acids.